UUGAUGAUCGGAGUAGUGAGAGGAGGAGGAGGAGGAAGAUCGCGAAGAUGAUGACGGUUCACGGCGAGGCCAGGCCGGCUAGGGCUCAGUUCGGUGUCGAAUCGUUUAAGCCUGAGCCGUCCUCGCUCAGCUUGGUGUCGUUCAAGCCUCCUGAGAAUCAUGAAGUGGAUGAGGAUGCGCAUUUGGCACUUGCUCACCAAAUGUACAAGGCCGGCAACUAUAAGGAGGCGCUGGAGCAUAGCAGUAUUGUGUAUGAGAGGAAUCCGAUUCGAACCGAUAAUCUCCUUCUUUUGGGAGCAAUAUAUUAUCAGUUGCAUGAAUUUGAUAUGUGUAUUGCCAAAAAUGAAGAAGCGCUUCGAAUUGAGCCACAUUUUGCGGAGUGUUAUGGUAACAUGGCCAAUGCUUGGAAGGAAAAAGGCAAUAGUGACCUUGCAAUCCGCUACUAUUUGAUUGCUAUUGAGCUUCGACCCAAUUUCUGUGAUGCAUGGUCAAACUUAGCUAGUGCGUACAUGCGGAAAGGCAGGCUUGAAGAGGCAGCCCAGUGCUGUCGUCAGGCACUUCAACUGAAUCCCCAUUUGGUUGACGCCCAUAGCAACCUUGGUAAUUUAAUGAAAGCACGAGGCUUGGUACAAGAAGCAUACAGUUGCUACCUUGAGGCUCUCCGUAUACAACCAAACUUUGCUAUUGCUUGGUCAAAUCUUGCUGGCCUUUUCAUGGAGUCUGGUGAUCUUAAUAGAGCUCUGCAGUAUUAUAAGGAGGCUGUGAAACUCAAACCUGCUUUUCCGGAUGCGUAUCUCAACCUUGGGAAUGUUUAUAAGGCUUUGGGAUUGCCCCAAGAGGCAAUUGUGUGUUAUCAGCGUGCACUGCAGACAAGACCUAAUUAUGCCAUGGCUUACGGUAAUCUGGCCAGUACGUAUUAUGAGCAAGGUCAACUGGAAUUGGCAGUCUUACAUUACAAGCAAGCCAUUGUUUGUGAUCCAAGAUUUUUGGAGGCUUACAAUAAUUUGGGUAAUGCUUUGAAAGACGUUGGCAGAGUGGACGAAGCAAUUCAAUGCUACAAUCAAUGCCUCACUUUACAACCUAAUCAUCCACAAGCACUUACCAACCUUGGGAAUAUUUAUAUGGAAUGGAACAUGGUACCUGCUGCUGCUUCUUACUAUAAGGCCACGUUGACUGUGACAACUGGGUUGUCUGCUCCUUUCAAUAAUCUUGCUAUUAUCUAUAAACAACAGGGAAAUUACGCAGAUGCGAUUUCAUGCUACAAUGAGGUUCUGCGCAUUGAUCCCUUGGCAGCUGAUGGGCUUGUCAACAGGGGUAACACUUACAAGGAGAUUGGUAGAGUUAGUGAGGCAAUUCAGGAUUACAUACAUGCAAUAUCUGUACGGCCAACAAUGGCUGAAGCUCAUGCAAACUUGGCUUCAGCUUACAAGGAUAGUGGACAUGUGGAGGCUGCUAUCAAGAGCUAUAAACAGGCAUUACAUCUUCGACCGGACUUUCCAGAGGCAACCUGUAACCUUUUACAUACGUUACAGUGUGUGUGCAGUUGGGAGGACCGUGACAAAAUGUUUGCGGAAGUUGAAGGGAUUAUCAGGAGGCAGAUCAAUAUGUCUCUCUUGCCUAGUGUGCAACCUUUCCAUGCAAUAGCAUAUCCUAUUGAUUCAUUGCUUGCGCUUGAUAUUAGUCGUAAGUAUGCUGCACAGUGCUCCAUAAUUGCAUCCCGGUUUGGAUUGCCUGCCUUCAACCAUCCUGCUCCCAUCCCUAUAAAGCGUAAUGGUGGAUUCGAGAGGCUCAGAGUUGGAUAUGUAAGCAGUGACUUUGGUAACCACCCAUUGUCACAUCUUAUGGGAUCUGUUUUUGGGAUGCACAACAAGGAGAAUGUUGAGGUUUUCUGUUAUGCCUUGAGUCCGAAUGAUGGAACGGAAUGGAGACAGCGUACCCAGUCUGAAGCCGAGCACUUUGUUGAUGUCUCAGCCAUGACAUCUGAUGUGAUUGCCAAAAUGAUUAAUGAGGACAACAUCCAGAUUUUAAUCAAUCUUAAUGGUUAUACAAAGGGGGCAAGAAAUGAAAUAUUUGCUAUGCAGCCUGCACCUAUUCAGGUUUCAUAUAUGGGGUUCCCUGGAACCACUGGGGCCAAUUAUAUUGAUUACUUGGUCACCGAUGAGUUUGUCUCACCUUUACGCUACUCACAUAUUUACUCUGAGAAGCUUGUUCAUCUUCCACAUUGCUACUUUGUGAAUGACUAUAAGCAGAAAAAUCAGGAUGUAUUGGAUCCAAAUUGUCGGCACAGAAGAUUAGAUUAUGGUCUCCCAGAGGAUAAAUUUAUAUUUGCGACCUUCAAUCAGUUGUACAAAAUGGACCCUGAAAUCUUUAAUACUUGGUGCAAUAUUCUUAAACGUGUACCCAACAGUGCACUCUGGCUCCUCAGAUUCCCAGCAGCAGGCGAAAUGAGACUCCGUGCAUAUGCUGCUGCUCAAGGAGUGCAGGCAGACCAAAUUAUUUUUACAGAUGUUGCUAUGAAAGGUGAACAUAUCAGGCGCAGUGCUUUGGCAGAUUUGUUCCUUGACACGCCUUUAUGCAAUGCACAUACUACCGGAACAGAUGUUCUAUGGGCAGGUCUACCAAUGGUGACCCUUCCCCUUGAGAAGAUGGCCACCAGGGUUGCUGGAUCUUUGUGUCUCGCCACUGGACUGGGGGAUGAGAUGAUAGUUAACAGUAUGAAAGAGUAUGAAGAGAAGGCUGUAUCUCUGGCAUUGAAUCCCCCAAAGCUCCAGGCACUUACUAACAAGCUCAAGGCAGUCCGAAUGACUUGCCCUCUGUUUGACACAGCACGCUGGGUGAGGAAUCUGGAAAGGUCUUAUUUCAAAAUGUGGAAUCUGCAUUGCUCGGGCCAGCGUCCCCAGCAUUUUAAAGUUGCUGAGAAUGAUUCGGAUUUCCCCUAUGAUAGGUAGAGAGAGAAAUUAGACGGGAUUGUAGAUAGAAAUAGGAGAGACAUAUUAGGAAGGUCACUUCUAUGCUCCAAGAGAUUCUUAAGCUUUGAAGUGAUGCUCUUUUCAUCUUUCUAGUUAAAAGAAGCAUCUCGCCCGCCUCUUUAAUAUCUCGUGAUUCUCGUACGUGCCUUUAACAAUGGAGAUAAAAUUAUUGUCCAUUAUAUUUGCCAGAAGAUGGAAGUUUUAUCUGUUGAUGCUACGGUUCCGUAUUUGAUCUUUGGCGUUAAACACCAACUGCCCGUGUAACAUUAUUGUAGUGUUAAUGCAAUGGUUCAGCUGCUUUUCUGU
Molecule: messenger RNA, 3275 nt
Organism: Fragaria vesca subsp. vesca
Lineage: Eukaryota; Viridiplantae; Streptophyta; Magnoliopsida; Rosales; Rosaceae
Product: probable UDP-N-acetylglucosamine--peptide N-acetylglucosaminyltransferase SEC-like
Exons: 28
Coding region: 48-2948 (966 amino acids)
Biological process (GO): protein O-linked glycosylation
Molecular function (GO): protein N-acetylglucosaminyltransferase activity; protein binding
Source: RefSeq, a predicted model, not a curated record